AUGACUGCUAUUAGAGGUGGUGGGAAGAACGUUUCUGUUGUUAAGAAAAAUGUAGCUAAAGUUGCGCCUCGUAGCUCUCAGGUUACUGUGACUGGCUAUGAUGACAGGAAGAACUCGACAUCAACGUCCGAUAUGACCUCUUUGUUGUGGCCACGCCAAGAUGAAGUAAUGAAGUGA
This is a messenger RNA of Prunus armeniaca (apricot), 177 nucleotides long. Lineage: Eukaryota; Viridiplantae; Streptophyta; Magnoliopsida; Rosales; Rosaceae. The record is from the annotation of a GenBank genome assembly.